ACUGUUGCACAAAUAGGCAAUACAAAAUGUGGUACUGUUGCACAAAUAGGCAAUAUAAAAUGUUGUGGUACUGUUGCACAAAUAGGCAAUACAAAACGUGGUAGUGUUGCACAAAUAGACAAUGUAAAAUGUUGUGGUACUGUUCCACAAAUAGGCAAUACAAAAUGUGGUACUGUUCCACAAAUAGGCAAUACAAAAUGUGGUACUGUUCCACAAAUAGGCAAUACAAAAUGUGAUACUGUUGCACAAAUAGGCAAUAUAAAAUGUUGUGGUACUGUUCCACAAAUAGGCAAUACAAAAUGUGGUACUGUUCCACAAAUAGGCAAUACAAAAUGUGGUACUGUUGCACAAAUAGGCAGUAAAUACGCUUUGUAG
Messenger RNA from Thelazia callipaeda (thelaziosis nematode), 375 nucleotides. The record is from the annotation of a GenBank genome assembly. Lineage: Eukaryota; Metazoa; Nematoda; Chromadorea; Rhabditida; Thelaziidae.